UAGGUAGGUCAAGGUCAUCCCCAUUCCCCAUUGAGAAGUUUAUUGAACGCUGAUUUUCUAAUAAGUGGGGCCUUAGUAGAAGUUGCAUCAUGUGGAAAGAGUAUAUGAGCAGGUACUUUCUUCUUUUCAUUCAUUUCUGGGUUGUAUCGAAACCCAGAAACAUUGUCGAUGAUUUGACUGCAGAACAGAACUAAAAUUUAUCAAAAAUGUUUGGCAGAAUCACUUUUGUGCCUACACUUGUUUAUAACAUGGUCAUGGAGAAGUGUUCGGCCAGAAAAUGGUACAAUAGAAUCGAUGAAAAUGUUAUUCUGGGGGCUCUGCCUUUUCCCAAAUUGACCAAGCAGUUAACCGAGCAAGAGAAUGUUAAAGCAGUUAUAUCAAUGAAUGAAGAUUAUGAGCUUUGGUUUGCCAAUGAUAGAAAGAGAUGGAAUGAGUUAGGCAUUGAUUUCUUACAAUUAUCAACAGCAGAUAUCUUCGACACACCAUCUCAAACAAAAUUGACUACUGGAGUAGCAUUUAUUAACAAGUAUAUCAAUCGGAAUGAUGGAUCAACAGUAUAUGUGCACUGUAAAGCAGGAAGAACAAGAAGUGCAACCUUGGUUGGAUGUUACUUAAUGAAAAGAUGGGGUUGGACUCCAGACGAGGCUGUAGAUUUUAUGCAAUUAAAAAGACCACAUAUCUUGCUUCACACUCCUCAGUGGGAAGCCCUAAGGCUAUAUUACAAAGAACAAGUAUUAAUAGGCAAUAAGAAUUUUUCCUGAAAGAAAAAUGACCCUUCCUGAUCUUACAUAAUUUCAAGACAAUAAUUAGAUAAUUAUGCU
Coccinella septempunctata (seven-spotted ladybird) is the source of this 821-nucleotide messenger RNA. RefSeq names its product phosphatidylglycerophosphatase and protein-tyrosine phosphatase 1 (gene PTPMT1). The coding region runs from base 207 to 761 and encodes 184 amino acids. Gene Ontology annotation, biological process: protein dephosphorylation. The transcript has 4 exons. Gene Ontology annotation, molecular function: phosphatidylglycerophosphatase activity; protein tyrosine/serine/threonine phosphatase activity; phosphatidylinositol-4,5-bisphosphate 5-phosphatase activity. NCBI's taxonomy places the organism in Eukaryota, Metazoa, Arthropoda, Insecta, Coleoptera, Coccinellidae. The record is from RefSeq and is a predicted model, not a curated record.